Messenger RNA from Symbiodinium sp. CCMP2592, 1650 nucleotides. NCBI's taxonomy places the organism in Eukaryota, Dinophyceae, Suessiales, Symbiodiniaceae. The record is from the annotation of a GenBank genome assembly.
AUGGUGCCCGGUGAGCAUGGGAGUCUUCUGGGCAAGCUGAGAGAGCGGAUUAAGCUAUGUGAAGAGUACAAAACCCGAACAGAGGAAAUGAUCCAUCGGAUCCUGGAGCAGCACGCGAUGUGGAGGUCACAACAUACGGCUAUUCUUGAAGUAUACACCGCCCUGGGAGGAUGGACGAAGGAUGCUGCGCAGCAGGCGGCAACGGCGGCUCUCCCUCUCCCGUCGAUGCAGCUUCAGAGAUCCCGCCCUGGUGAUUCUUCAGCGCCAAGACCUGCAAGUUCGGAGCAGAUCGUCGUUUUGGAUGGCCCCGACCACGUGUGGGACCGUCAUUUCGGACAUGUCGAUUUCGAGGACCAGGUUCCUCAGAGGUUCGAGCGAGAGAUUUCACAGCAGGUCGCGGCAGACGAGACGGAUGUUGCAGAAGAUGAGGAUGUGAUGCUGGUGGCAGAUAGCCUCAAGGAUACUGCAACGGAGCAGGAUAUUGCUAUGCCGGCGACGUACACACAGGCUGCUGCCGACACCCAGGCCGCAAAACAGCAGCCCGAUGAGGGCAUCAGCCUCGGCAAGCAACUCGCACGGUCCCAGCUGGCCAGGAUGUCGGUGCGGAGUUCCGAGUUUGACUCGGCAUCCUUCUGCUUUGGCAUGAGCACUGACGAGCUGGGUAAACAGAUUCUGGCCGACCUUGAAAGAAUCCCCGACAAACAUUGGGAAACCAGGUCGAGACAGAAUGUUAGACCCACCGGAGAGGCAAAGAGUUUGCAGAAAACACUGGGCCUCUUCGUGGGUGCCGUUUGGUCUGGAAUACCUAUGCCGACAACUGACACCUUCAAAUUUCGCAAGCUGACUGGAAACAUCCUGCAUUACGCGAGAAAGCUCGGAGUUGGGGAAGCUACAUCCAUUCAAGUCACCAAGAAUCUGUGCACAAAGCCGCACAGGGACGGGAACAACAAAGGGCCAAGCUGGAUUUUUGGUCUGGGAGAUUGGACUGAAGGGGGUGAGACUUUUGUUCAAGAUGACAGCGGGACUGAGCAGUACGAGUUGCAGGAACACAUCCCCAGCAUCGGCCCAAAAGGCCAGGUCUUGCGUGGAUUCAAAAGGGACAUCCACACGCUCCAGAAGUUUGAUGGCACCAAAAUCCACUGCACGAUCCCAUUCGAAGGCACUCGCUAUGCCAUUAUACUGUAUGCCAUCAACAGGUCCUAUCACAAGACGCCCGCUCUCGCUCGUGCUCUGUUGAUCCGUCUCGGGUUCAAUCUCCCCCUGCACGAGUUCGAGGCAAGUAUCCAAGCAGGGGAUGAGGAACUUGUCGGGGCUGCCGUCGAGGGCAGGCCAGUGGCAGACGAGCCUGGACGUCACCCGCCGCCAACAGGUCGGUCCAGGCCAUCGAAGCGCUCGCAUGAGGAUGCUGAGGGAGUCGGGGCAGAGCCAGGGGAGCCUUCUGGUGCCAGGUGGAUGGGUGUUCCGCUUGUUUCGCCUGUCUCUCGCAGUCCCAACGAACCCGAAGUGCAGGAGCUGUGGUCAGAUUCCGAUGUGGAGUCAUUGAAAGACUUGAAGUCACAAGAGCACGCGGAAGGCUUGGAAGAGCGAGGAGUCUGUCAAGACGAAGUGGGAGGCCUUGUGUCCUCCUUGAGUUCGCGAUGUUCUCGCUAG